Messenger RNA from Esox lucius (northern pike), 6995 nucleotides. RefSeq names its product pecanex 2 (gene pcnx2). The coding region runs from base 401 to 6571 and encodes 2056 amino acids. Gene Ontology annotation, cellular component: membrane. The record is from RefSeq and is a predicted model, not a curated record. The transcript is spliced from 34 exons. NCBI's taxonomy places the organism in Eukaryota, Metazoa, Chordata, Actinopteri, Esociformes, Esocidae.
AAGGUCAGGGUUGAGUUUAAAUUCCCUUGCUAGAUAACCAAUAAAAAUAGCAAGGUUUGUAAUGUAGAUGAUAGAGAAGCAAGUGACGUCUAUGUGGGUUUAGUGAUGCAGCACUGUUCAACUAUAGGAACAUUUUCUGCUCGCUAGUCGUGCCUCCUGAGCUGCGCAUCUGGAUCGAGAGAGGAGGAGAGGAAGAGAGGAUGGAGCAUAGCGGUACACACCGCGUGUGAUCUGACAUUCAGACGGAACGAUGCGGCGAAUAGACUACAUCCUAAAUUAUAGCUUUGUAGAGCUAGUAGGCUAUAAUUUCAACAUGGUUGCAGCGUAGUAGCAUAAAGACGACAUAUGCAUUUGUACAUCGUGAUAAGAGUGUAGAAUCCAUCACAGUAGGAGGAGGAGGAUGGGCUCUCAAGUGGUACAGACUCUGCGUCAGGGUGUUUGGGCAUCACUUACCGGAGGAUGGUACCAUGACCCGGACCAGAACAAAUUCAAUAACUCCUGUCACCUGUAUUUGUGGAUGUUCCUUCUUAUGUUGCCGCUAUCGCUGCAUUUGGCUCUUCCACCAACCGCCAUGGCCCUUAGUAUAUACUGCACUUCAGUCACCAUCUUCUUCAUCACGAUAAAAAUGGUCAACUAUCGCCUCCAUGUUAUGUUUGAUAAAGGUGACGUGGUGCCCCCAAGUAUCUCUGAUGUCCUCCAAAGUGCAGAGAAUAAAAGCAAUGCCUCAGAUUCAUGUCUUCCAGCUAAAUUACGGAAAAGCAGCACGGUUCCUGACAGUGUUGCCAUGACAAUGUUGACCAGAAACAGUCCAGUCAUCCAGGUUACAGUUAAACAGACAGAGACAGACCCUGGGUUGAUAGGAGUGGAGUGUCCAAAAUCAGAAGAUUUAAAGAAUACUGAAGCCCAGAGUGACAGUAUUCCUGAGGCAAAACAACCUAGAGUGGGCCUGCGCCCUGAGGAGGAGCUCUCACCAGAAAGCCCCAACCCUGAGCAGGACGCCCCGCUUUUACUGGGGGAGCAGAAGCCUGUGGCUGACAGGGAGGCCGCUGACGAGGGAUUGCCCUCCUCCAAGGGUAGUGAUGAAGACAGUGGAGAGGAGACAGGGCUGGAGAAACAGCUUCGACAGGACCCCAACAACAACUCCCUGGAGGUAAUUCAGGAGAGUGUUGACCCACUCCCAUCUUCCCUUCAGAACGACCAGCCGGAGGAGACGUACUGUUCGGACGAGAUUGCUGUGGUCUUAGUGGACAACUCCGGGCCGUCAGCCCGCCUGGAUGAGAGCGACACGGUCAAAAUCAUCAUCACCAUGAGCUGCGAUCCUCAGACGGCGGCAGAGCUGGAGGAGUCGGUCAAGCAGAGCAUCCUGGAGUCUGCCCAGGCACAGAUGGCCAUUGAUCCCAACGAAGGGGACGUUGCCGACUGCGUUGUCAAAAUCCCUGUUAUCACCUUUGACUCACCUGAGGGCGAUGAAGGCAGCGGCGGAGAGAACGAAGGGGAACACUUGUCUGAGGAGGACGCCAUCCGGCGGCAGACCCCGAGCCCGGAUGGCCAGAUCACCAAAGAGCUGAUGAGUGCUGAUUCGGCUGCUAUGGAUUGCCGAGAUUUAGAGUACAACGAGGCGGACCUGGAACACCCGAGCCCCCAGCUGACCACGGCGGACAACAGCUCGUCCGGCAUCGAUGUGCACUCCCACCCCGACGAGAACGACCCCCCGGACCUGAGUGUGGACGCAGAAGGGUUCCUACGGAUCCCGUCCGCCUCCGGGAAGCACGGCCCAGGGGGCAGGACUCACGUGCGUGGCCUGAGCGUGGACAGCGGGAAGGACGCCGCCCUGGUGGCAGAUGGAUCGCAGAGGAAACAGAUCACCAUGACCUCGUCUAAGUCGGACCUGGAGGCCAAGGAGGGCCAGAUCCCCAACGAGUCAAAUUUUGUGGAGUUUGUAUCCCUGCUGGGGUCCAUUAACAGCACAAGGGGAGGCAGUGGCAGUGAGAACCCACCCGAGGAGGCGACAGAGGAGGGGAACAGAGCCGUGGAGAAAGAGGACAUCACUGUAAAAAUUGAGGAUAACACAGAGGCGAAAUGCCAGAAGGAGCGACCAAACCCUCCCAAUACUCUGGGCACAACAGACACCCUCCAGACUGUCCCUGAAACACGCAUCCCCAUUGUGUCUCCAGACAGUUUGUCCUCUACUCUCAGUCCCCAGACAGACAGAGAGAAAGACCCAGAGUACGACUCGCUGCCAUCCCAGACAUCUCAGUCAGAGAGCUCCAUGCUCCAGGUCAUAUGCAGGCCAGAGGCCACCAACAAGGAGGAUGCAUACACUUUCCAUACAGUUCACAGGGACAGGCCUCGUAAGCUCUAUGCAGAGAGAGCGCUAAACCUACCGCUGGGUGCUGAACUUAUCACAGGCAACAUGUGCGAUCUCCUGUCAACUUCCUCCAACUCAGAGUUCCAGGACGUGCUGGUGGGUGGAUACAGCGACGGCCCCUUCCCGCGCCCCAUCCCCCCUUACAGGCUCCGGCCUCGAAGAACCCACCCCGAAAUCUUCCAGGAGGACUCCAUUGAGGAGUCUUCAGAGACGUCCACACAGGAAAAGCCCUCUCGUAAGCUGUACUACAAGCUCAAGCUUUUCCCUGGGAAGUGGGUGAACAUCUUGUACGACCGGCUCACCUUGUUGGCCCUAUUGGACAGGAACCAGGAUGUGGUUGAGAACAUAGCGGCCGUGUUUCUGGCCUUCCUGGUGGCCUUCCUGGGGUUCGUCCUGCUCAACCACGGCUGCUUCAAAGACAUCUGGAUUUUUCAGUUCUGUGUGGUCAUCGCCAGCUGCCAGUAUUCAUUGUUAAAGAGUGUCCAACCUGAUGCCGCCUCACCAACACAUGGACACAAUCAGAUUGUUGCCUAUAGUCGAGCUGCUUAUUUCUGUAUUUUCUGUGGCCUUAUUUGGAUUCUGGAACAGAUGUUAAAGAGAAAGGAUUUGCCAGUGUCCACUGUAUAUGGCAUUACAAUAGUAUUAGCAGACGCUCUCAAGUUCCUCCGAGACAUUUUAGUAGGCAUCACCUACUGCUUUCCAAUAACGUUUCUCGUUGGCCUGUUUCCACAAAUCAACACCUUUACGAUUUACCUCCUCGAACAAAUAGACAUGCAUUUCUUUGGCGGAACAGCUGCAACUGGACUCCACUCAGCUGUGUAUAGCAUAUUCCGGAGUCUGACUGCGCUGUCCUUGCUGUACGGGUUCUGUUUUGGAGCUCUGAAGGAGCCCUGGGAAGAACAGCACACCCCGGCCCUCUUCUCUGCAUUCUGUGGCUUGCUGGUGGUUCUCUCCUACCAUUUGAGUGGGCAGAGCAGUGACCCGUCUGUACUGAUGUCACUGAUCAAGUCCAAAGUGAUGCCUGCUCUUGAAGACAGUGAGAAAGAGGACAAAGACUCCGAAGGCAUCAAUGACCCUCUACCCGAGAAGCUCAUGAAUUCAGUGAAGGAGAUUCUUCUUUCGGAUCUAGUGGUCUGCUCCAUUGCCUACAUUUUAACCUUUGCCAUCACCGCAAGCACUGUUUUCCUGUCCCUGAGGCCUUUUGUCACCAUAGUGCUGUAUGCAUUGGCAGGGACUGUGGGUGUUGUCACCCACUAUCUUAUACCUCAGUUACGGAAGCACCACCCUUGGCUUUGGAUCUCACACCCAGUUCUAAAGAGCAAGGAGUACUCCCAGUUUGAGCCCAGAGAUGAUGCUCAGUUGAUGUGGUUUGAGCGUCUUUAUGUGGGCCUGCUGUGUUUUGAGAAAUAUGUGGUUUACCCAGCCAUCAUUUUGAGUGCUCUCACCAAUGAUGGCUUUGCACUCAGUCACCGCAAGAAGCUAGGCAUCCACUGUGAUGUCUUGUUGAUGACAGUUGCUGGGAUGAAGCUACUCCGCGCCUCCUUCUGCAAUCCCAGCUUCCAGUUUGUCACUCUCAUCUUCACCAUCGUCUUCUUUGAGUUCGACUGCAGCAGAGCCUCAGAGACCUUUCUGCUGGACUUCUUCAUCAUGUCCAUUGUCUUCCAUAAGCUCAGGGAUCUGCUUCUCAAGCUCCACUUCAUCAUGGUCUACAUAGCGCCGUGGCAGAUCGCUUGGGGCAGCGCCUUCCACGCAUUUGCUCAACCUUUCGCUGUGCCUCACUCAGCCAUGUUGCUGGUGCAGACGUUUGUCACAACUCUGUUCUACACACCUCUCAGCCCCUUCUUGGGCAGUGCUAUCUUCAUCACCUCCUACCCAAGGCCCAUCAAGUUCUGGGAGAGGAACUACAAUACCAAACGCAUUGACAACUCUAAUAGCAGACUGGUAUCUCAGGUGGAUAAAGAGACAGGAUGUGAUGACAACAACCUGAAUUCCAUCUUCUAUGAGUAUCUCACACGCUCCCUGCAGCACUCUCUGUGUGGUGACUUGAUGCUGGGACGCUGGGGGAAUUACAGCUCCGGGGACUGCUUCAUCCUGGCCUCCGAUUACCUCAAUGCAUUCGUUCACCUCAUUGAGAUUGGCAAUGGCCUGGUCACCUUCCAGCUACGAGGCCUGGAGUUCAGAGGCACUUACUGCCAGCAAAGGGAGGUGGAGGCCAUCACUGAGGGGGUGGAGGAGGAUGGCGCCUGUUGCUGCUGUGAGCCGGGGCACCUGCCGCACGUCCUGUCUUGCAACGCGGCCUUCAACCUGCGCUGGCUGGCCUGGGAGGUCACCACCACCAAGUACCUGCUGGAGGGCUACAGCAUCAGCGAAAACAACGCCGCCACCAUGCUGCAGGUGUACGACUUGCGCAAACUGCUCAUCACCUACUAUCUAAAGAGCAUCAUCUACUACCUGAUCCAGAUCCCCAAGUUACAGACGUGGAUCAAGGACCCGUCUAUCACAGAGUCUCUGGUGUCCUACACUAAGUGGCACCACAUAGAGAGAGACCCGGCUGUGUUCAGCGUCAAGAUCGAUGAGGACUAUGUCCACUGCCUCCAAGGUGUCACCAGGGCCAGCUUCUGUAAUGUUUAUCUGGAGUGGAUCCAGUACUGUGCCAGCAAAAUGGAGGAGCCUGUGGACUGUGAUGAGGACUCCCCCCUGGUCACCCUGUGCUAUGCCUUGUCUGUGCUGGGUAGAAGAUCACUGGGGACAGCAUCUCACAACAUGUCCAACAGUUUGGAGUCUUUCUUGUAUGGGUUCAACACCCUGUUCAAAGGAGACUUCCGCAUCGCCACUAAGGAUGAGUGGGUGUUCACCGACAUGGACCUGCUCCAGAAAGUGGUUGCCCCAGGCGUGAGGAUGAGUCUCAAGCUCCACCAGGAUCACUUCACAUGUCUGGAGGAGACGGAGGAGCCGGCAGUCUUGUAUGAGGCCAUCAGUAACUACAAGACCAGCCUUGUGAUUUGCCACGAGAGCGACCCCGCCUGGAGGAAGGCAGUACUGUCCAGUCGGGACACACUGCUCACGUUAAGACACAUGGUGGACGACGGCACAGACGAGUACAAGAUCAUUAUGCUCUACAAACGCCACCUCAGCUUCAAGGUGAUCAAGAUCAACAAGGAGUGCGUGAGGGGCCUGUGGGCUGGUCAGCAGCAGGAGCUGGUGUUCUUACGCAACCGCAACCCGGAGCGUGGCAGCAUCCAGAACUCCAAGCAGGCCCUGCGGAACAUGAUCAACUCGUCGUGCGACCAGCCACUGGGCUACCCCAUGUAUGUGUCCCCACUUACCACCUCCUACAUGGGCACCCACAAGCAGCUGAGGAGAAUCUGGGGCGGCCCUCUCAGCCUGGACAGCAUCAGGGGCUGGAUCUUCUCCAGGUGGCUGAGGGUGCGGAAGGAUAAUCUAACCAGCUGUAACAGUGGGGUGAACAUAGAAGACGUGGACUGUGGAGGUGGCUCCUCUUCUCUGAGCAACAACCCAAACUCCAUCACUUCCCAGAGUCUGAGUAUGUACCAGGCUAGACCCAACCGGACACCCCACGCCAAUAGACAGCACUCUGCAGCCAGGAGGGAGUACAGGAGCCGCUCCGUGCAGCCGCAGACACAGCGGCCCCCAGUUACCAGCCAAUCGGGGCCCAUCCUGGACAGUCAGCAGGUGUCAGCUUCGGCUAAUGGCCUGGUGCAGCGACUCUCCAACAGCCAGUUGUCUUUCAACACCUCCAUCGCCUCGAUCUUCUCCCAGGUGCCUCGACUCUCCACGGCCGGGGGCCAGCUGAGCUCCCAGCUCCAGGCGGCUCACCACCGCUCAAGCCAGGUGUCCUCCUCCAGCUCCACCCUCAGCCUGCUGUUUGGCAAGAGAAGCUUCUCCAGCGGAUUAGUGAUCUCCGGCCUGUCGGCGGCCGAGGGUGGCAACACCACGGACACUCAGUCUUCCAGCAGCGUUAACAUCGCUAUCGGCGGACCCUCCUGCAGGUCCAGCAGCCGAGCCACACAGUGGACCUCGGAACCCUACGAGAGUAUGGACGUAACCAACUCCAACACUCCAAGCGUCGUGAAAUGCAACACGCCGUCAAGUGAAAAAGGCUGCACACAGGGCACGGAGAAGAGCCAAGAAGACACGACCGCGUCCGCAAGCCACGAACUUCCAGAGCAAAAAACGAUCUGAGACACCGACACCUGCCUCACUAACACAGCAUGUUCAGCCCCAGUGUUCUGAAUGUAACACAACCAUGCCUGUUGCUCCAGUGACAAAAUAAACAGAUACUUUUUAUUUUUUAAAAGACCAAGGUGGGUUGUCCAAAGGAUUGUGAAGUGUGUGGUUGCAUUAAGUGUACUAAAAACUCCAAAUGUUUAACGGAUUAAACAAAUGUAAUGGGCCAGGGGUCAGUGGAUCACUGGGUUUAUUCCAUCCUGUCAAGCAACCGUGUAAAAGAAUCACUUGUGUUAUUUGUACCACAAACAUAUCACUCUGAGGAUAUAUCUGGUGCAUGACAUAUGGACACCUUCCAUGACUGAUGUUCAUUUUUAACCAUGCACUCAGUGUACCAAUAAAAAAAAACACCUAACCAAUAGGUGCUUAAACAAUGUUC